ACUUGAACACCAUCUAUAUAUCCAAUGAGCAACAAAGCAAAAAACUUCAUUGCACUUACAAUAAAUCAAUAUAUGAAGAUGAAAGAAGCAAUGUUAUGUUCACUAAUUGUUCUAGGAUUUGUAGGAUUUGUGACUAUGGAAAAUACUAUCCCUUUGAAGUCACUUAUUUGCUAUCAAGCCCAAGAUUUAUUAUCACCAUGCCAACCAUUUUUGUUGGGUUGUUGUGAUAAUAUUACAGCAGAGUGUUGUCAAGGUUCUCAAAUUUUGGCUAGUCUUGUGAAAAACAGUACAAUUGAUGAUAUUAGAGAUUUAUGCAAGUGUCUUCAGAAAACUGGGAAUUUUUUUAGUAUUAAUGUUAAAAAGGGAAGAAAACUUUUCAAGGUUUGUAAGAUCAAGAGAGUUCCUAUUGGUCCAAAAGUGGAUUGUGACAGUAUUUGACAAUAUGGACUCGCAAAGAAGCCUCUCACAAAUUGAGAUUUGAGAAGAAAGUUAAUUAAGUUCUACUGUUACUUAUAUGUCAAAUGUAUUAUAUUAAUUACGUAAACAUAUUUCCUUCCUACUCUUGCUUUAGCUUAAGUUUUGUAUCUUAAUUGACGUGUGGGUUAAGACUUGACGACUCUAUUAUCAGUGCUAUUAUAUAUGAAAUGUAACAUAUUAAACAAUAUUUGUAUGUACUAAUAAAUUGCUAUAGAUGGAUCAUUA
Messenger RNA from Lycium ferocissimum, 702 nucleotides. Its product is annotated as non-specific lipid-transfer protein-like. Gene Ontology annotation, molecular function: lipid binding. Lineage: Eukaryota; Viridiplantae; Streptophyta; Magnoliopsida; Solanales; Solanaceae. Gene Ontology annotation, cellular component: membrane. Gene Ontology annotation, biological process: lipid transport. The record is from RefSeq and is a predicted model, not a curated record. Bases 25 to 438 code for a protein of 137 amino acids. The transcript has 2 exons.